Molecule: messenger RNA, 644 nt
Organism: Mercenaria mercenaria
Lineage: Eukaryota; Metazoa; Mollusca; Bivalvia; Venerida; Veneridae
Product: C-type lectin domain family 10 member A-like
Exons: 6
Coding region: 72-554 (160 amino acids)
Biological process (GO): biological process involved in interspecies interaction between organisms
Cellular component (GO): external side of plasma membrane
Molecular function (GO): carbohydrate binding
Source: RefSeq, a predicted model, not a curated record
UGAUUAAACUGAUAAGACAUGUUUGUGCAAUAGUUAUAGGCUUGUGGUCGUAGACUAAGGGAUCUAUUAGCAUGCUGUUUAUUUUGUCUUUUCUUUCCAUAGGAUUGUUUGCUGAAACAGAAGGAUUGACAAGCACGACAUGUUACGAUGGAUGGCUUGCUUUUGAAGGAUCGUGCUACUUCUUCGGACAUUCUGCGGUCCAUUUCACGGAAGCGGAGCAAUUCUGUAGACAGCACCAUAACAGCCAUCUUAUUCAUGUUGAGAGUAAACUCGAAAAUGAUUUCAUCAAAGACCGACUCCGGGAUUUCAAAAGUAAGCACUGGUGGCUUGGAUUGACAGAUGAAUUGAUUGAAGGCACGUGGAAAUGGUUUGAUAAUGAUCAGACAGCGAAUUUUACAGACUGGCAUCCUGGACAACCAGAUGCUUAUCCCGAAGACUGUGCGAUAUAUGUUUACUAUCUCGACUUUGAUUGGGGAGAUGUGAAAUGUCUUGAUAACUUUUAUCCUCUGUGUGAACUUCGAGGAAUGCAAGUGGAAACAGAAGUCGUUGGAUGAAUUUUCAUUUGUGUACACAUUGUCUUUAUCUCUUUUAUAGAUUAGAUAAUUUGUUAUGGAAAUAAAAUUAAUGGUAAAUGUAUUACAUAA